Serpula lacrymans var. lacrymans S7.9 is the source of this 2328-nucleotide messenger RNA. RefSeq lists its product as uncharacterized. The coding region runs from base 16 to 2328 and encodes 770 amino acids. Lineage: Eukaryota; Fungi; Basidiomycota; Agaricomycetes; Boletales; Serpulaceae. The record is from RefSeq and is a predicted model, not a curated record. The transcript is spliced from 7 exons.
CCCUCCAAAACAAACAUGAACUUGCAGGACGAAAAGAGAGAUAGAUAUAUCCAGGAUGACAUCGAACAGGAUCAGAUAGGCGGUGAUGAUUUACCAACAUAUGACGACCUCGCUGCACAGAGCGGGCCUAACUCGAGGUUCGGUAGAUGGAGAGGUUGGAUAGAGAAAAGGGCGGCCGAGCGUUAUGCAGACAUCACUCCAGACGAACUCGAUAGACGACGUGCACGGGGCUGGGGGGGCGAAUCACGAGACUCGCAAUCCGACCGGUCCAUUCCAGCUAUGAAAGAGCCGUCUACAGCCUCAGUUCCACCUCUACGAAUACGCAUAAACGAUGGGCUCUCAACUGACGUUCCACAGGUUGACGCCAGCCCCACUCCAGUUGAACCCCCCUCACAGCCUCCGGGUGAACUCCUCUCACCGACUCACCUCAAGCUGCACCAAUUCGGCUCACGGUUCCUCCCACAUUCUACCUCUCCAAUACGCUGUGUUCUACCGCUCCAGUCUGACAGACUGUUGUUGAUUGGCCAUGAUAGCGGACUGUCGGUGCUUAAUAUGUUUCCCAGCGAAUGGGUCGACACAGGAGGACUUGUGCAGAAAGGCCCCAAUGAGGCUCAGGCUAGGCCGAUAUGGGAAGGCGAAGCUGUGUACCAGAUGUCCGUGCUCGAAUCGGAGGAUUCAGGGGAAGGUACUCCAAAAGGGGUAGUGCUUGUACUCGUUGGCCCCGAUACUGAUACACCGUCUACUAACCACGAGAAAGAAUCAAUUCGAACAUUGAGAAUGUAUAAUCUUGCAAGUCUCACGAGCCUUGCGAAAUGGACUAUUGCUCAGCAGUCAGCUCGGCCAUUAGAUCUACAACGACCGUCAGAAGGGAAUCCACAACAGACACCGUCAAAGAGACAUCGUCACGCGAGCAGCCUCACCAAGGGUCUCCGAAACCUAAUGGCUGAAUCUCCAACACGACAUACACCAGAACCACAACCAAGCUCUUACCAAAGCUUCAUUCCAUCUCUCAAGCCACCGCAAGCCUCACGCCAAUCCACACAAUCAAGCCAGUCCACUGCUGCCACAACAGAUUCGACAUGGGACGUCGUUGACGACUUGCCACUUCGUUGGGCGACAGAUUUUGUCCCCUUUGCUGCCCCUGGCUCACGUCUUCUUUCUGCAUCUGUAAUAUCAUAUGCAUUAUGGCAGGAGGGUCAACAAUGGAGUCGGGCGCUACUGGCGGUGGCGACUAAAUCUAACAUCUUCCUAUACGAGAAACCCAAAAAUGAAAGGGCUUUUCAUUUCGUUAAAGAAUUUUAUACGCCUCUCCAGCCGCGCAACUUAAUUUUCGUCCAACAAUCCGUUCAAGACAUUUAUCGCAGUCCUUCUGACGUUGGUCCUACGCGUUACAGUGGGAGCUCGCCAGGCCACUCACGUGUCGUCAGCAGCGACGCCUCCACAGGCCUCUACAGUGCUCGCUCUGCCUUCGCCGCCCCGCUCGGUCUCAGUUACGGCGCACAAACGGCACUGUUCAUCGUGUUUGAGAAGAAGGCAGGAAUCAUUCGCAUUGCCGACGCCGCAGUCACGGAGGUGGACCUAUACGACUCUACACAAACCGCAAAUGUCGUGCUUGCCCGCAGGUCUCGUGCGUCGUAUGACUUUGGGUACACGAAGGAAGGCAAAGGAGCUUGGGUGCUCCCGAGUCAAGCCGACCUUCCCUUUGCCCAAUCACCGUACCAGAAUCUGAUGAGUGGAAAUAGCAGGCCGGCGGGCGGUCCCGGUCUGCGAAGUGUGUACUUCCUAACGCGCGGGAAACAAACGCACAUCGUACCCUGCCCACUUCCCGCUACGCUCUCAACGGCCCCACCAUUACACACUAUCAUGUGGAAGUCCCCUCCUGGGAGCGUCAGCGCACGUAUAUGCCAUCCCGGUAGUGGGCACUCUCCAUUUUUGCAACUCAUCGGGAUGGGUGAAGAUGGUGUUGAGGUGCAGGAAGUUCCCCUUCCUUUGUCCGCUGGCGGACGAGGGAAGGGUAAGGGUAAAGCAGUUGCUGAGCCUCCACAAGCCCAGGCAUUUAUUGGUGAGGCUGGAUUCCUCACCUCAGGCGGAAACUGGCAUCGUCCUAUGCAUCCCACUCCCCUCAUUCGCAAUCUAUCGGCUGCGAGUGUGGUCUCAACUACUUCAUUUGACAGUCUAGAGACAGACGAAAUAGCAACUCGACUAAGAGCUGAGCAAGGAAUUUAUGGUUGGUGGCGAAAAGAUCUUGAGGAUUGGCGAAUAUUCUGGGUCGGUGGAGAUGGAAGAGAGGAUUCACUGGGGGACGAAGGGGAAAGCAAUCGUUCAUGA